Parascedosporium putredinis is the source of this 687-nucleotide messenger RNA. Lineage: Eukaryota; Fungi; Ascomycota; Sordariomycetes; Microascales; Microascaceae. The record is from the annotation of a GenBank genome assembly.
AUGUCCUCAAUCAAACUGACAUCCUCAUCAUGUUUUAGCUGCAAACCAACAUGCGCGACUGUCUUCAACACCAACAUUUGGAACACACGGGGAGCCACCAAUGUCUGCGAUAAAGAUGACAACGUCCUCCAACGCGAGGCAGGCCGCACCUCCCAGAGCACAUGCGAGGGUGCCUCGAGCGAUACGGGCUUCCUCUGCGGCGACUACUCGCCGAUUCCAGUGUCCGAAGAGCUCUCUUACGGUUUCGCCUUCCACAUCGGAAACGACUUCACCGCCGAGAACCCGAACUGCUGCAAGUGCUUCGAAGUGCAGUGGGUCUCGGGCGCGGCUAGUGAGAAGGGCAAGAAGAUGAUUGUCCAGGUCGUCUCUCCUGGCGGUGCUGGUGGCGACGUCGUCGCCGGAGACCUGAUCAUCAUGACACCUGGUGGAGGGCUCGGGCCCGUCGGGACCGCCUGUAGAUCUCAAUAUGGCACCGGAUACGACUGUUAUGUGACUGACGUAACGCGCGCCCGAUGCUUGGCGGCGGGAAAUAGGGGAGACGACUAUGGCGGAAUCUCCAGCGGCUCCAACUGUGACCGCAUCCCUUCGAAUCUACAAGGGGGUGCUACUGGCGAUUCAAUUGGGCUGGCGGCAAUAUCAACGGAUGGGAAGCUGUCUACAAGCAAGUGGCAUGCCCAGCUCGGCUAA